This is a messenger RNA of Phragmites australis (common reed), 852 nucleotides long. RefSeq names its product formin-like protein 14. NCBI's taxonomy places the organism in Eukaryota, Viridiplantae, Streptophyta, Magnoliopsida, Poales, Poaceae. The record is from RefSeq and is a predicted model, not a curated record. The coding region runs from base 1 to 852 and encodes 283 amino acids. The transcript is spliced from 2 exons.
AUGCCAAUUAUUGACAUACAGGGCACCGCCCCUACCUCCGCCAGUACGCCGCCCCCUCCCUCCCUCCCUCCUCCAGUGCGCCUCCCCCCUCCCUCCGCCCGCCGUGCACCUCCCCCCUCCGUCCGCCAGUACGCCGCCCCCUCCCUCCGCCAGGGCGCCGCCCCCUCCCUCCCUCCCUCCGCCGUGUGCCUCCCCCCUCCCUCCGCCAGUGCGCCGCCCCCCCCCCCCCUCCCUCCCUCCCUCCGCCCGCGGAAGGGGACGAGGAGCCCGUCGAGCUCGAGAGCGCCGGCGCUGCCCCCGCCCCCGACGGGGAUCUUGUGGGCGACGGCGACGGCGACCGCCCGCCGUGCGCCUCCCCCCUCCGUCCGCCAGUACGCCGCCCCCUCCCUCUGCCAGGGCGCCGCCCCCUCCCUCUGCCAGUACGCCGUGCGCCUCCCCCCUCCCUCCACCAGUGCGCCGCCCCCUCCCUCCCUCCCUCCGACGGUCUGCCGACAGAGCUUCUGCAGGCACGGUGUCGCCGGCGUCGAGCGCUACUCCUCCUCACCCGUGUCGUGGCAGCCGGAAGCGGAGGCUGCUGCUGCUCUGCCGGCGUCGAGCUGCAUGUGCGGCGCCGAGGGGAAGUACAGCAGCGGAGGCUACUGCUGCUCUGCCGUCUGCGUCUCACUCCUCGCCACCGGUCCGGCGCGCCCCUCCCUCCCUCCGCCGCACUCCCUCCCUCCACCCGAUUCCGCGACUUCGCGGGAGCGCCGAGCCGUUACCGAGUGGGCCCUCGCACAGUGUUGCGGCCUCCCCUCGCCUCCGGUAAAUAUGCCGCUCCUCUCUCCUCUCCGAGCUGUCGCCGCAUCGCUGUAG